UGUCAAACUGCACAAAAUGUCAGCAUCCUAUAACAGCAUUAUGGUUACCGUACUUCAUGAAAAUGGAGACCUUGAAGAAGUAAAGUCUCAGUCCCUGGUUCCCGGUGAUGUGAUUGUUAUUGGUGGAACAAAACUUUUUUUGCCAUGUGAUGCUAUUUUACUUAGCGGAGGAUGCACUGUGAAUGAAGCAAUGUUAACAGGAGAAAGCAUUCCAGUGACAAAGGCUACACUACCUAAUAUAAACAACUGCAUCCCAUGGAUAACACACAGCGGUGAUGAUUACAAGAAACAUAUUCUCUUUUGUGGAACUGAGGUCAUCCAGACCAAGGGAAGUGGUCAAGAUCUUGUGAAAGCUGUUGUCCUACAAACUGGAUUUAAUACAGCAAAGGGAGAUCUAAUGAGAUCCAUUCUAUAUAACAAGCCAGUCGAUGUGAAGCUGCACAGAGAUGCCAUUAGGUUCCUCACGGGACUCGUGGGUAUUUCUAUUAUUGGAGUUAUCUAUACAGCGAUUGUCUUCACAAAGAAUGAGGCCAGUGUUCAUGACAUAGUAUUGAUGUCAUUUCUGAUGCUAACCACUACGGUGAACCCAGCUAUUCCUGCUUCUCUUACGCUGGCUCUUCUCUAUGCUCAGACAAGGCUGAAGAAACUGGGCAUUUUUUGCAUCAGUCCUCAAAGGAUAAAUGUAGCCGGGCAACUAAAUCUCAUGUGUUUUGAUAAAACAGGCACUUUGACAGAAGACAUCUUAGAUGUAUAUGGCAUUCUUCCUUGUGAUAACAGUCGUUUUCAGGAUGUGAAUUUGUUCAAUUCUUUUCAUACUCUGACCUGGUCCCACAUACUUAAAGCAAUGACUACCUGUCAUUCACUUAUCAUGCUGGAUGGAAAAUUACAGGGAGAUCCACUGGACUUGAAGAUGUUUGAAGUAACUGGUUGGGAACUUGAAGAUUAUGAGGCUACAGUUAAUGAAGAUGGUCAUAUGCUUAGCUGCACAAUGGUAAAACCUGGACCAAGAGCUAAAAGGGCAAGUCAAAUGUGUGUUUUUAUGUAAUGUACAAUAUAUAUUGGCUUAAUUUUUUUCCACACACUGCAUGCAUUUUUCGGCAGAUUUUGAUUUUACAUUUUCAACAUACUCUUUUUAUUGUGCUUUUGUUACUA
Messenger RNA from Pseudophryne corroboree (corroboree frog), 1152 nucleotides. RefSeq names its product probable cation-transporting ATPase 13A4. The transcript is spliced from 8 exons. Lineage: Eukaryota; Metazoa; Chordata; Amphibia; Anura; Myobatrachidae. The coding region runs from base 17 to 1045 and encodes 342 amino acids. Gene Ontology annotation, biological process: polyamine transmembrane transport; intracellular calcium ion homeostasis. Gene Ontology annotation, cellular component: late endosome membrane. The record is from RefSeq and is a predicted model, not a curated record. Gene Ontology annotation, molecular function: P-type transmembrane transporter activity; polyamine transmembrane transporter activity; ATPase-coupled monoatomic cation transmembrane transporter activity.